UUAUUUAUUCUGCUGGGACUUAGGUGGGGGGCUUGGCUGGCGGAGGAGGGGGUCUCCCCGAGCUCUACCUCCCGCGGCUGGGGUUACCCUCCGAGCCGCGGCCGCCGCGGCGUGCGCCUGGGGCCUCCAAAACUGUUUCCAAACUGCCAAAACCGGAGGUCCGUGAGUGGCGGCGGCCAAUCAGCGCGCGGCUUCCAUUUUAGCAGUAAACAGUCCUCAGCGAAGCCGCCUUUUGCCAACCCAACCCUGGAAAAUUUGCAGAAGUGGAAGGAGCAGAAAAUGCCAUGAGAGUGUAACUUUAAAAAGGAUCAUGACCGGAGAAGGGGCCCGGUACCCCCAGAGUGGACCGUUCUCCUUUGGACAGAAGCAGGCCUAGUUUGACAGUCCUCCCACUAAGGAAUUCCUGGUGAAUAGAAGAAUGGCGUGGGUCCUCGGAACAUUUUGCAGGGCCAGACCACGUGGGCAGACAGGACCCCUAUGCCAGGAUCUUUCUUGGCACCAUCGACGACGCUACCUUCUGGGGGGAAACUGAGGGCGCCGCCGCCAGUGCUGCCUGCUCCCGGCUAUGGACAACCCUGGGGCCCCAGCCCCGACUGCCGCCCCGGGCUCGGGCAAGAAGGAGCUGAAAAUCGUGGUUGUGGGCGACGGCGGCUGCGGCAAGACUUCGCUGCUCAUGGUGUACAGCCAGGGGUCCUUCCCCGAGCACUACGCCCCAUCCGUGUUCGAGAAGUACACGGCCAGCGUGACCGUGGGCAGCAAGGAGGUGACCCUGAACUUAUACGACACCGCCGGGCAGGAAGAUUAUGACCGGCUGCGGCCCCUGUCCUACCAGAACACCCAGCUCGUGCUCAUCUGCUAUGAUGUCAUGAACCCCACCAGCUAUGACAACGUUCUCAUCAAGUGGUUCCCUGAGGUCACCCACUUCUGCCGUGGGAUCCCUAUGGUGCUCAUCGGCUGCAAGACAGACCUGAGGAAGGACAAGGAGCAGCUGCGCAAGCUCCGGGCGGCCCAGCUGGAGCCCAUCACCUACACACAGGGCCAGAGCGCCUGCGAGCAGAUCCAAGCUGCCCUCUACCUGGAAUGUUCUGCCAAGUUUCGGGAGAACGUGGAGGACGUCUUCCGAGAGGCCGCCAAGGUUGCCCUCAGUGCUCUGAAGAAAGCACAGCGGCAGAAACAACACCGCCUGUGCCUGCUGCUUUGACACCUCCCGGCGGGGCCCACAGCCCUCACGAUAGAACUGACAGGACCCAGGUACCCAGCUCCAGACUACUCCCCGGAUCCUACCCCCUCUCCAGCUCUCGAAGGGCACUUGGAGUCGGGCGUCUCCAGGGCCUGGUGUCUGGAGCCUGUGGCUUGGAACAUUCUGGAACUCUCUCCUUUCCCAGCUGGGGCUCUGACCACGAACUCCCCUCCAGCCUGCGUGGUGGUGGUGGGCGAGGGUGCUGGACUCAGUCCCUCUGUACCCUGGAACUAGCAUUUGUCCCCAGGACUCAGGAGUGCCCUCAUCACUACCAACCCCCAGCUGUGUGUCCCCCUCUGCACACCCAAUAGGUCCUCAAAGCCUGUGCUUGAGAUGAGAAAUGACGUCUGCUAUGAGGAUAAAUGUGGACUUGGCAGCGUUCCACACAGCCCCCAAGCCUGGUCUCCCAAGUCACCCGGCUCCCUGCUCUCCUGAGAUAGGCCUGGCUGCAUCCUCCAGCUUCUUGCUUCCUCCCCGCAGGGACUCAGGCACGGGGAUGGGACCGAGGCCUAUCAGGAGAACACAGGCCCCAGCCCCCUCCCUCCUCCCUUCCAAACAGAGGACUUAAGUCUCAGCCCUCGGCUUGGCCGCCAUCUUUCCAGAGCUGGACGCACAUGAGGCAGAGAAGAACCUCUCUCAAAAAGCAAAAAGUAUUCUCUGGCCGAUCCAUGUGACCCUCGCUCAGCGUCUCCUCACCUGCAACCCUUCCGCUCGCCACGACUUGCCAGAAACCCGAGAUGAAAAGUGACAUCAGCUCCGAGUGAUCUUGGGCAAGUCAGGUCUCUCUACAGACUGUCUGCAGAAGGACAGCACCGGCUCAUUUAAAUAGGCAUCGAGCUCCCGUCUCUCACAGCCUCCAGUUCUGCCAAGAUGUGGAGAUCUGGAACCAAGAUGGCCUCCUGCGAGAACAGACUUGAUUAACCCCCAGUGCAGAUUCACUGAACCUCCUAGAAGGUCUGGGGUCAGGGGCCCAAGAGUUUUUAAACAAGUGCCCCAGGUGCUUCUGAUGCCCCAGAGACUGAGAGCUGGUGGUUCCUGAGUAAGCCCAGGAAUCAGCGUCACCUAAGAUGAGAUAAUGGCCUCAGGUGGCUCCUGCCAUCCCGGGUAUCUCCUGCCUCAGCCCCUCCCUUGCCCAGUGCUUCAGCCCCCACUAGGCCUGAGAAAGAGACUUCUGAAGUCUACCCCACCCCACCUAGGUUCCCCAAGGCCCUGCCACGCCCUGGGGAAUCAAGAGAGCAUUCGGUCCAAGGCUUCGUGGUCUAGGACAGAGGUCCACAAACCACAGUCUGUGGGCCAAAUCUUUAUUUUUGUAAAUAAAGUUUUACUGAAAAACA
Messenger RNA from Mesoplodon densirostris (Blainville's beaked whale), 2574 nucleotides. RefSeq names its product ras homolog family member F, filopodia associated (gene RHOF). Gene Ontology annotation, molecular function: GTP binding; GTPase activity. The coding region runs from base 566 to 1201 and encodes 211 amino acids. Gene Ontology annotation, biological process: cell migration; small GTPase-mediated signal transduction. The transcript is spliced from 11 exons. The record is from RefSeq and is a predicted model, not a curated record. Lineage: Eukaryota; Metazoa; Chordata; Mammalia; Artiodactyla; Ziphiidae.